ACAGAUAAUAACAACCGGAAUCCGGGCUAGCAUGUGGAGACAGUCCUGUUGGACCAUAACUAGCUCGUGUUAACGCACGCGUACGGCAGCUAGUUCCCCGGACACCUCGCUUCUUUGUUGGCGAAGAGAAGAAAGCCCCCCCGACCAAGCAGCAGUAAUGUCGGCCGACGGCGUGUUCAGGACCCGCUCUCUCGGUGUCGCCGCAGAGGGACUUCCGGACCAGUACGCCGACGGCAAAGCGGCCAAAGUCUGGGAGCUGUACAUCGGGGACACUCAGAGUAGGACCCAGGAGUACAAAAGCUGGGUGGUGUCUCUGCUGAAGGAGCACGGAGUGCAGAGAAUACUGGACGUUGCCUGCGGAACAGGCGUUGACUCCAUCAUGUUGGUGGAGGAAGGCUUUAAGAUGGUCAGCGUGGACGCCAGCGACAAAAUGCUCAAGUACGCCCUGAAGUCCAGAUGGGAGAGAAGAAAAGAGCCGGCGUUCGACCAGUGGGUGAUCGAAGAGGCCAACUGGUUGACGUUACCGGACGAUAUUAAGAAGCCCGGCGCCGGCUUUGACGCCGUCAUCUGCCUCGGUAACUCAUUUGCCCACCUACCGGACUUUAAAGGGGACCAGAGCGACCAAAAGUUGGCCCUUCAGAAUAUCGCCAGCAUGGUCCGACCAGGUGGGAUCCUCAUCAUCGACCAUCGUAACUACGACUUCAUCCUGGAGACGGGCCAGGCGCCACAGGGCAAAAACAUCUACUACAAGAGUGACCUGACUCAGGACAUCUCCACCUCGGUGCUGUGGGUCAACAACAAGGCCCACAUGAUCACUCUGGACUACACCAUCCACGUGCCGAAGGCCGCCGUCCAGAAUCUGCCCGAAGUCAGUAAGUUCCGGUUGUCCUACUACCCUCACUGCCUGGAGAGCUUCAAAGGCCUACUGAGGGGGGCCUUCGGCGGCAAAAUGAAGCACAGCGUGUACGGAGACUUCCAGACGUACGUGGCGGGCCAGUCCAAGGCGCCGUGCUACUUCAUCCACGUCUGCAAGAAGGACGCCUGAGAGUCGGACCCGGGCCGCCCCGCAGCCCGCCAGACGGCAGCGCUCGCUCUGCUGCUACGGCGAAGUGGUAUCGGAAGUAUUGUUUAAGAAAAAAAUGUUUUAUCUUUUGUAAAAAAAUAUAUAUAUAAAUAUAUAUCAUUAUAUAAAAACACACAACAGUUAGAAGUUGUUAAAAUUAAAAUUAAAAGUGGUUGAUUCUGAUCGUUCUCGCUAAACUAAAAACCUGCUCAAGGCUCAAAUAGUAAUGACGCUCGCCUCGUUGGUUCGCGUGCUCGUGUGCUGACCGGCUGCAGGUGAUCACGACCAAAAGUCCAACCACGUUAAGCGACUGGUUUGGCCGCAGAAUAAAGAUGGCCGCAGCGUUGCCUGGUUCGGUGAGCCUGCGGCACAAAGAGGUCAAAGUUCCAAAAGAAGUAUUCAGAAUGUGUUGGACCAGUGUUCUCCCCGCAUGUGGUGCUGCUUUGUGCCGGAAAAGUGAACAAAAUGAUCCCAUGUCACCCCACUGCGAGUCUGCUACUGCAUGAUGGCAGUUUACAUUCAUUACUUAACUUUUAUCGGACCCCCCCCCCCCCCCCACGUCCUUCUUGACGUCACCAGAUAGUCAGCUGGAGAUUGUGAAUCACGUGACACCUUAAAAAGGUCCUUUUAUGCACACGCUGAACACUCUGAAGGGCUCUUGGGUCCCCUCAGGCCACAGUGCGGAAUGACCUCUGACCUCUAAAAGGUACAAAAAUAAACAAACAAAUAAUCAUUUUAAGUAAGACUUGUCAUAUUUGAAGGCGUCUCUAGUUUUCCUGACUUUAUGGUACAAUUAAAAGUGUCUCUUUGAGCCCUAAACGGCUACAACAUUCGGGUUAGUGCACUAAGCUGGUCCAACAAAUGCAUUUAAUCAAAAAUCAGUCUUAAAUAGUUCUCAACCAAAGAUUUUUGAAAUGCGUUAUUUCCUGCUCAAUGUUGGAAUGUUUUAAAAUGUAAAUGUUAUACAAUCGUGCUGCACAGCGUCUCAAAGAAUUGAGCUUACACAAAUAAUAAGAGGAGCACGAUGAAAGAAUCAUUUAUUUUCUGUAUAAUUCAUGUUCAGAUACAUUUGCUUUGACGG
Messenger RNA from Gasterosteus aculeatus aculeatus (three-spined stickleback), 2144 nucleotides. It is a transcript of the gene gnmt, whose product is annotated as glycine N-methyltransferase. Gene Ontology annotation, molecular function: S-adenosyl-L-methionine binding; glycine N-methyltransferase activity; glycine binding. The record is from RefSeq and is a predicted model, not a curated record. Gene Ontology annotation, biological process: one-carbon metabolic process; regulation of gluconeogenesis; S-adenosylmethionine metabolic process. Lineage: Eukaryota; Metazoa; Chordata; Actinopteri; Perciformes; Gasterosteidae. Gene Ontology annotation, cellular component: cytosol.